Molecule: messenger RNA, 303 nt
Organism: Lecanosticta acicola
Lineage: Eukaryota; Fungi; Ascomycota; Dothideomycetes; Mycosphaerellales; Mycosphaerellaceae
Source: the annotation of a GenBank genome assembly
AUGACCUGGGAGGCUGGGACUCAACGAGAGGCCCAUCGGUAUCAAGACAUCAUGGGCGGAGCCUUCGAGACUCUUCCCCUCAACCGGCGUGGGUUUCAACAAGGCGUUCCGACUUUCAUGCGCCGAGGUUCCGAACUCGAGCGACACCCCAAGAUCGUCCGGUUGGAUGUCGAUUUCAAGCUGAAGAGCCAGAAACAUGACGACCCGGCGCACUACAGCACAGCGAGCGACGAGACGGUACAAUCGUGGCAUGUCGAUGCGUGGAAGAUGAAGGAUGCAACGAUAAAGAACAGACAGAAGUGA